Messenger RNA from Drosophila melanogaster (fruit fly), 3992 nucleotides. RefSeq names its product neuralized (gene neur). Bases 283 to 2547 code for a protein of 754 amino acids. The transcript has 3 exons. The record is from RefSeq and is marked reviewed. Lineage: Eukaryota; Metazoa; Arthropoda; Insecta; Diptera; Drosophilidae. Gene Ontology annotation, cellular component: nucleus.
UGUUGAAAAAAAACUCAGCGAAAGGUUGUCUCGAAGUUGUCGUCGUCGGUCUUUGUGUUUCGUAUCGUUUCGUUUCGUUUGUUCCCGUUGCGCGCAGACAAACAACCAACCAAAUUCAAAAUGUUUUAACGGAAAACAUUCAAAUUCGAAGAAGAACUCUAUCGCUUAAUUUAAUGCCAAAUAAAAUACGCAAGCAGCUUGUGCAUUUUCAUUAGCAUUACGCGUGUUCGUUUAGUUCGUCUGUUUUAAUUUAAAUAACGAAAUAAGAAAUAAUCCACUACCAUGGGUCUAUCGGAUAUACCAGCCAACUAUAUGCAGGGCAGCCAUCCGCACCUAACUCUCCAUCCGCAGCAGCAGCACCACCAGAAUCAGCAGCACUUGCAGCAUCUGCAACAGAUGCAGCAGCUGCACAACGCCAUGCCCACUCCCGCCCAGCAGGCCGCCCAGGUCCUGGCCAUGGAGUCCAACGAGCUGCUCAUGAGCACCAAGGACAAGCUCUCUAGCAAGAAGAAAAUGCACUUGCUCAAGAAGAUCAAGAAGCGCUUUGGAUUGGUUCGCCGCUCACCCUCUUCAUGUCCUGGCCCCAACAACCUGCCUCCGCUGCAAUUCCACUCCGUACAUGGCGACAACAUCCGAAUUUCAAGGGACGGAACCCUGGCCCGUCGCUUUGAGAGCUUCUGCAGGGCCAUCACCUUUUCAGCGCGUCCGGUUCGCAUCAACGAGAGGAUCUGCGUGAAGUUUGCUGAGAUCUCGAACAACUGGAACGGUGGAAUUCGCUUUGGAUUCACCAGCAACGAUCCUGUAACGCUGGAGGGAACGCUGCCCAAGUACGCCUGUCCGGAUCUGACCAACAGGCCUGGCUUCUGGGCCAAGGCUCUGCACGAGCAGUACUGCGAGAAGGACAACAUACUUUACUACUAUGUCAAUGGAGCUGGCGAUGUGAUCUAUGGUAUAAACAACGAGGAGAAGGGUGUGAUACUGACCGGCAUCGAUACGAGAAGCCUGCUGUGGACGGUGAUCGAUAUCUAUGGCAACUGCACGGGCAUUGAGUUUCUCGAUUCUCGCAUUUACAUGUACCAGCAGCAGCCAGCGGCUAUACCAAUGGCCACUGUGCCCGCCCAGCAACAGCAAAUGCCCCAGCCAGCUGCCAAUGCCUCCUCCGCCCUGAAUUCCCAUCACCCGCAUCAGCAGUCGAGGAGAUCCCUGCCAGGACACACUGCGGCCAUCGAGCACGAUCUGGAGCGCCAUGUGAUGCCGUCCCUGCAAUCCCUGCACUUGGCAGGAAACGGUGGAAGCGUGGCUAGCGUAGAACAGGCGGCCAUUGCUCAUGAUUUGGCCAAUGGACUGCCUCCUCUGCGCUACAAUGCCAACGGACGACUGAUUCCAGUGCCCUUCCACAACACCAAGGGCCGGAAUGUGCGGCUCUCGCAGGAUCGCUUUGUGGCUUCUCGUACGGAAUCUGACUUCUGCCAGGGAUAUGUGUUCACUGCCCGUCCCAUUCGCAUUGGUGAGAAGCUGAUUGUGCAGGUCCUGAAAACGGAACAGAUGUACGUGGGUGCCUUGGCUUUGGGUCUGACCUCCUGCAAUCCGGCCAUGUUGCAGCCCAAUGAUUUGCCCAAUGAUUCGGAUUUCCUGCUCGAUCGCCCCGAGUACUGGGUGGUGAGCAAGGAUAUUGCAGCUGCUCCUCAGCGCGGCGAUGAGAUUGCCUUCUUCGUGGCGCCCAACGGUGAAGUGAGCAUCAGCAAGAACAACGGACCAGCUGUGGUGGUGAUGCAUGUGGACCAGUCCCUCCAGCUGUGGGCCUUCCUGGAUGUCUACGGCUCGACGCAGUCUCUGAGGAUGUUCCGCCAGCAGUUACCCAACAUGGUUGCGUAUCCAUCGCAGCCGCAGGUCAAUGUGAAUGCCAGCAGCUCGUCCGCCUGCAACGCUGCCUCCACGUCCCGCAUGCUGCCCAUGACCGAGUCGAUGAGCAGUCUGAAUGCCGGAGCCACUGCCAAGCUGUUGCAUCAUCCCUCGCAGCUGAGCGUAGCCCAGAGUACGAGCACUUUGGCCUCAGCUGGCGGAGUCAAUGGCAGCCGCAUGAUCAGCAUGCCCUCCAACGGAGAUAUUCUCCAGAUCCAGCCGAAUGGUGGUGGCACCGUUCUGGUGGUCAACCUGCCACCUGCUAGCAGCUCGCACGAUAUAAACGGCCAACUCGCGGCCAGGCCAACGGCCACGGUAACCUCCAGCGGUGUUCUGGCCGGAGCCUGCUCCAGCGGCACCCUUAUCAGCACCACCAGCAGCCAGUACAUCGAGCAGCCCAUUGCCAAUAGCACAAAUAAUGCGGCCAACAAGUGGAAGGACAGCCUGAGCGACCAGCAGAGCACCGAUUCGAGUGCCGAAUGCACCAUCUGCUACGAGAAUCCCAUCGACUCGGUGCUGUACAUGUGCGGACACAUGUGCAUGUGCUACGACUGCGCCAUCGAGCAGUGGCGCGGAGUGGGUGGUGGCCAGUGCCCACUGUGCCGGGCGGUGAUCCGGGACGUCAUCCGCACCUACACCACGUAGAAAGGUCGCGGGCGUUUCCUAGCCAAGCAACAUUUACUCGCAAUCAAACCUACUAAAGCUACACAUUAUACCAUACACACAAGUUGUUGCAUUUUAAACGCAAUUGAGCGCAAAGAAUAUUAUAUUGGAGAGAUAGGCAUUAUUUUUGCAGACUAAAGAUUAGAUAGUUUACGCAGCUAGAUUAGUGUAUGAAACUAUCAACUAAUUUAUCACACGUAUGUUUAAUUUUUUUGUGAUGUUAUAAGUAAGUGCGCCCCAGAGCCAAAACUAUGUAUUGUUCAAUCCAACAAAGAUAUCUUCGUUUUUUCAAUUUUUUUCAAACCUUGAAUCGCCCAUUUGUGCGUUGUAUACUGAAAAACCAAAGUAUUGUAUAGGAGUUUAUAGUAUUUUGAAUUUAAAUUGGAAUUAAUUGAAAGUUGUUGCAAAUUUACUUAGUUUUUCUCUAUGUCUAAAUUCCAAACGAUGUGCAAAAUUAACAAACACAAACUACAAGGAUUCUUUAUUUGGCGAUUAAUCAUUUUGGUGCUAAAUGUUUUGAAAGGCAAAAUAAAAUUGUUAACGGAUUUGAAAAGUUAUGUUUAAGCUUGCAGCAACUACGAAUGACCUUAAUUUGAUAUGAAAUCACAAGAAGCAAAUAUUGACUACUUUCCAGCAAGGAAAUGGAUAUCGACGCAACUCAAAUAAGUUUGCAGCACAAAUUAAUGAACAAAGAUUGAUCAGAAAACACUUAUGCACGUAAACCAAAAUAGAAAACUGCAAGAGCGUGUUUGUUUAAAGUUAAUAUUAGUCUAGCCCUAAGUACUUAAGUUAAUUUCUAGUCAACGAAUUAUGCUGAAGUUAAAUCUAAACCGGACUUCAUCCAACAAAGACACCACAAAAAAGACGUAUUAAGCACGCUAAGCUAUUUUAAUGAAGCCGCAUUUUAAAUUACACUUAAGUAGUGCACGUAUUUUAAUGGAGACUUAAAUAUAUUUAACUAUAAACAUAGAACAAAAGACUUGUAUGUUGUACCAACAGCUUGAAUGAAAUAUGGAAAAUGGAAUGCCCAUCUAAAUAAACCAUGCAGUUAGAAAAUUGCCAAUAAUUAAUUAACAAUACCAAGCAGAUUUAACAUGAAGGACAAGCAAAGCGGAUAAAACUUUACCUAAGAUUGUAUUAAAACUGAAAAAAUGUAAUAAGCAAAGAACACAAAGAAAUAUGCGAAAUGGAAUAAAGCGCAAGCUUACUAUUUUGUUAUAAGAAUGCAUCCGGAUAGGAGUAAAUGAAGACAUGUUAUUGCCACUAAUAAUAAACUUUUAAUUUUUUAAAGAAUCAUAGUUCGUAAAAUUACGAUACUGCGCCUAGUUAUGACUAAACAUUUAAAUGUAUUUAUGAAAUUAUAUUUGAUAUAUGUAAGAAAACGCAAUGCUGUAAUACCAUUAAAUACUGACAACAAUAUCAGAAAC